This is a messenger RNA of Haliotis rubra (blacklip abalone), 2954 nucleotides long. RefSeq lists its product as uncharacterized. NCBI's taxonomy places the organism in Eukaryota, Metazoa, Mollusca, Gastropoda, Lepetellida, Haliotidae. The coding region runs from base 87 to 2849 and encodes 920 amino acids. The transcript is spliced from 8 exons. Gene Ontology annotation, cellular component: nucleus. The record is from RefSeq and is a predicted model, not a curated record. Gene Ontology annotation, molecular function: histone H4K20 methyltransferase activity; protein binding.
UUCUAGGAAUUUAUUGACGGUUUCGACAGCCAUUUUGUGUGGUUUGUCCCGAUAGGAAGCCAGGGUUCAUCGUUGAAAAUUACAGGAUGACCUCCAUAUUUGGGACCGCCCGGUACCCGUCAACAGGCAUGACAGCAACAGAGCUGUGUGAAAAUGAUGACCUGGCGACCAGUCUUCUUUUGGACCCAUUCCUUGGCUUUUUAACUCAUAAAAUGAACACAAGACAUCGUCCUCUGAAAGCCAAGGCAACAUUGAAGGCUAUAGUUGAAAAGUUCAAAGAGCAACAGGAUUAUGAACGCACAUACAAGGCACUUCUCUCUAUUGAUGCUGCCCGUAAUUUCCUCUCAUCUAAAACAAAACAGGAAUGCAGUGUCUUCAAGCAACAUGUACAUCGAUACCUGCAGAUGUUCGACAGGAGAGCAGGAUUUGAAAUUCUGGGAUGUCAUCGAUAUUCCAUGGAAGGACAAAUUGGUGGCCGAAUCUGUACCACCAGAAGAUGGCGCAAGAACGAUACAAUCUCUAUGCUGAUUGGGUGUAUAGCCGAGCUCACACAUGAAGAGGAACAAGAACUAUUGACCCCAGGGGUGAAUGAUUUCAGUGUGAUGUUCUCAUGUAGGAAAAACUGUGCUCAACUAUGGCUUGGUCCUGCUUCAUUCAUAAACCAUGAUUGCCGACCAAGUUGUAAGUUUGUGUCAACGGGUCGAGAUACUGCCUGUGUGAAAGUAUUGCGAGAUAUAGACAAGGGCGAGGAGAUCACAUGUUUUUAUGGAGAAGAUUUCUUCGGCGAUGGAAACAGUCUCUGUGAAUGCGAAACCUGUGAAAGGAGACAGGCAGGUGCGUUCCGUCCAAAGUGCCCAGUGCCUAACAGUGUAGACGAGGAGGGUUACAAACUGAGGGACACGGACGAACGGGUCAACCGUCUCAAAUCCCAGCCCGAGAUCAAACAACCUCACAUCAACGGUGUUGUCGCAGCUUCCACGGAAAACUGGGACUACCGCGCCAAAAACCUUGAUUCCCACGCACACCUUUUGAAGGCAGCAGAAUUGAAAAGAAGAGGGAUCACAAGAUAUGAUGCAGAAAUCAUCCUUGCUCAAGGCUUGUCUCUACCGGAACCAAAAGUAGUCCUAGAGAGGGAUUUACCUUUCAAACUGAACAACAGUAAUGCAGUGAAAAUGGACUUGGAACUGCCACCAACCAGAGACCUCAGAAGCAGCCCGUGUAAGAACAAACUCCGGAAUAGCCAGAAUAUAUGUAAGUCCUCUACUAAGAAAAUGGCAGACAGGAUGCCCUCUCUGAAAAACGUGAAAAAAGAGAAGGAUAUAUGCGCUGAUGAAUCACUAAAUCGACUGCCGCCAAAACUGCCAAAGCAGGAAAUGUGCAGCCUAGAUACGCCAUGUAAUCCAAAACGGCAGCGGAAAAAGAGGAAGAGGUUUUACACACAGAAGAAGAGGUAUCCUGUUAAGUCAGGGAAAGAAGCUGAGGAGGGAGAGUGUGAUGACGGUAUUCAUUGUGUGUCGUCAAGAGUGAAACUUGAACCUGGGCUGGAAGUCGAUACAAACUCAAACUGUAACUUAGACAUUCCGGAUGUUCGAACUAUAAAACGUGAACCUGAAGACUUGCCUGAACCAGAUGCUGUUUUCGAUGAUGAUAAGGAUCCGUUUCAGUUCUCAGAUGAUGACUCUUUACAUAUAGACUUAGAGCCUAGGCCUGGUUUAAGAAAAAACUCUAAUCAAACUUCACCAUCCAGUGCCGAGCACCGGAAACUUAGAAGUAAAACUGUAGAUAGCAACCAGUUAGCUAAUGAAUGUGAUGAAAUCCCAGGAACCAAUACCGAAAAAUGUGACUUUUCUGACAUUUACAACCAUACCAGCACCAAAGUGCCUAGAAUAGCUGAAGUGGAAAACGGUAAACUGAAACCUGACAGUUUUGAAUUCAGUCCUAAAGGAAGCAGAAGUAAGAACAAGUUACCUCAUCCACCUGUCCGACAGAGUCCUCGACUGCGAGGUCGUCAGAACAGUGGGUCGUGUCCCAUCAUUGAUCAGAACCCCAUCAGUGAAAACGUUUGUGUGGAUUUGGCAAAGAAUUUGGAUGCUGCAGUGGAUGAACAUGAGGAUGGGGAUGAGGAUGAGGAUGAUGAUAUUGAAAUGCCAGUGUUGGUGAGACAACAGACAAUUGACUCAAAUCACAAUGUUCAGGAAUACAACGGCACUGAGAGCAUUGAGGAAGAGAGUGUGGUGGAGGAGGGGGAGGAGGAAGAUGAAGAAGAAGAAGAGGAAAGUGAUGAUGAUUUCUUUGGAGGGGCAAAAUCUCCAUACAGGUGCGCCAAAAUAGUCUCAGGAGAAGGGGCCUGGCUUGGGCAUUCUAGUGAUCCCGAGGUCAUGGUUAAGAAACAAGUGUUACCAGACUGUGAAGAUUCAUUACGUUUCUUGAACAAAGGACCCAUUAAUGGCAAACGGCAGCAAAGAUUUUCUACCUCCAGUGCUGAGGACACAAUUGAAUAUUCCCCAAGGAAGAAGGUGCCAAAAGUGACUAUCCGUAUGCGACGGGAUCCCAUUCUUGAGCAGCAACUUGCUAAUCAGACUUCAGCCAGUGUUUUCUUUAAAUGGAAUGAUGAAAGUGACUGUGAAUCUCCGAUAAACCAGGGAGGGUCUAACGGUACCUCUGUCUUUGACCCUCCACCUUUGGAAAAAGUCCAUUCCAGUGCCUGUCAGGUGCCCUCUUCGUUUGAAACUAGUCAGUUUUACUCGAGUUCCAUGAAGGACAAAAAUCCAUACAGGCCGAAAAAGCUGAGACUCAAAUUUGGGAACAGUUCGAUAGACAUCCAUAUACCUCCAUGCAAAGAGCUGUGAUCAAUUCAACUCAGAAAAUAUUUUUAUUACACUUUGUGUUAACUUUGUUUGUUCCGAACUGGUUAAAUAUGUGAUACUGAUUAAAUUUCAUUGUUGUACUGGUUA